CGAGAGCGACAAGAAUCAACGACGACUUCUUUUCCCGGAUACAAGCCACAUCUCGUCGAUCCUCCAACAUUCUGUCACGCUUGCAGGGAGAAUCUUCCAUACAUAACACCUCUACUACUCGUUUUAAAAUAAGGGAGAAUCAUUGUUGGCUCAACUGAUUUUGUCCACCAUUUAUUCAAUUUCCCGCAACCUACCGUUGAAUUUGGAUUCAGAAAAGAUGCCAGGGUAUCAACUACCUGAUGAUGAUUUGGAACAUAUCUCGCCGAAGUACAUAUGCAAGCACUGCCACUUACUGUUGCGUGACCCAGUGCAAACACCAUGUGCACACUUUUAUUGUCGAGGCUGUUUCGACCAUUUGAAAAGGGACGCAGUUUUCAAGUGUAAGAUUGAUGAUGAAGAAUUCAGCGCUGCUCAGAUCUUUCCUGAUGGAUGUGUUAAGAAGGAGAUCCAAAGUCUUACGGUGCAUUGCUUGCAUAUCGCCGACGGAUGUGAGUGGGAGGGUAAAAUAUCUGACCAAGAGGAACAUUUGGCCAAUUGCGACUACCUAGAGAUAGACUGUGUCUACAAGGACAAGUGUAAAACGAAGCUGCUGAAAAAAGAUUUGGCCCAACAUCUGGAAAAGGAAUGCAGUCAAAGAAAGGCAGAAUGUGAACACUGUCGCCAAGAACUACCUAUCUCUGAAUUAAAGGAUCAUUACAGGAACACUUGCCAGUCUCUUCCAGUGAAGUGCAUCUUCUGUAACAAGAAGGAUAUCCCUCGAGGAAAUAUGGAGGCACACCGUGAUCCAGAGAAUGGAGACUGUGAGGAAUCCAAAGUCUUUUGUCCUUUUCGCCUUUUUGGAUGCGAAACCACAGAGGAGAUGAAACGUAGCGAAAGACGCCAGCAUGACGAGAAUUUGGUGGUCUUUCAUCUCGGCCUCCUUCCCUCCUUUGUACUCCGUCUAAGAGACCAGCUUGGAUUUUUUGUUAGCGAGAUAAAACCCCUAAGAGAGGGUGUGGCUGUUAUGGGACGACUGAAGUCCACAGUCUCUCAGCUUGUGUCCCAGGUAACAGCAGUGGUGCGAGAGAAUGGGAGCAUACAAGAUGAACUUCAUGAUUUAAGAUCGCGUUUGAUGCACGUGGAGGAUACCUUGGUGGAACCCGAUUCAGUCCCCACAGGACAGCAUGGUUCCCUUGCCGCUCAGUAUCAACAGAUAACUAAUGUGUUAGAUGACGUUAAGAGGGCGAUCAGCAACAUGCAAGGACAGUUUGCAAAUCACGAGUUUCUACUCACAGAAGCAAAUCAAGCCAUACACGAACAAAAUAACGAAAUUGUCUGGCUCAAAAGACAAGACGAAAGAAACCGAGAACUUUUGAGGCGACUGCAAGCAAAAGUAGACUCAAUGGAGGAAGCCACGAGAACGACAAAUCUGCCGCCGGUUGCUGCUUUGUCAAGUAACAGAGAUCAAGAACCUUACAGUUUCGAUGGCGUUCUUCUUUGGAGGAUUUCAAAUGUCUCAGCCAAGAUAUAUGAUUCUUUCAACGAACCAGAGAAGUCCUAUUACAGCCCUCCGUUCUACACAAGUCGUCAAGGCUACAAGAUGUGCGCGCGCAUCUAUUUAAAUGGCGACGGGACAGGCAAGGGAACGCACAUUUCGCUGUUUUUCGUGCUGAUGCGUGGCGAAUACGACCCACUACUACGCUGGCCAUUCCGACAGAAGGUCACCUUCAUGUUGUUGGAUCAGAAUAAUGUGGAACAUGUGAUUGACGCGUUCAGACCUGAUCCGAAUAGUUCAUCCUUCCACCGACCACGAAGAGAAACAAACAUCGCCAGCGGUUGUCCCUUGUUCUUUCCGCUGACGGAAUUGAACAAACAUGCUUAUAUCAAGGAUGAAGUUAUGUUCAUCAAAGUUAUAGUUGACUGCUCUGACCUGUAAAAGGUACAUAUAUUGCCUAUGAAAAAUUUAGCUGCAGUGAAAUGCAAAUUUUCAAUAUGUUGUUUAUGUCUUGUUGACAUUUAUGAUUUUGAGAAAAAAAUGAUACCUUACUGAAGAAAAAAACGUAGAAGUCCUAAGAAGUCGUAGAAGCCUAGAAGUCCUACAUUUAAAGGGAGUCAGAGAUAAAGCGCAAUAGAAACACUAAUCUUUUGUAGCUGAAUAGUGGGGAUUUUGAAAGUUCGUAUUCUUUUUUGAUUCUUUCCCAUUAACCCUUUUAGUAGUUGCCAUUAGCAGACUUCCAAGAAUUGCUAUCUGAGACGAUUGAAUUCCAUUCUUUUAUAGACUUGGUGAUUUCGACUUUCCUUAUAUAGCAUUCCAACUAUUACUUUUGGGAAAUUGGCCUUUUUACUUAGGCUACUAUUCUUGAAAUGUAUUUAUACAUUGGAGGACACUUCAACACUGAUGAGCACGAAAGACGAUCAAGUAGUAGAUUAAUUUGCACAGGAACACACGAGAAGCUCAAUUACAAGUCAUGAAACUUGUAAUGCAGAAAUGUGCUGAUCGUGAAGCAGGCCUUUGCCUCGU
This is a messenger RNA of Pocillopora damicornis (cauliflower coral), 2500 nucleotides long. RefSeq names its product TNF receptor-associated factor 1. Gene Ontology annotation, biological process: regulation of apoptotic process; regulation of canonical NF-kappaB signal transduction; signal transduction. NCBI's taxonomy places the organism in Eukaryota, Metazoa, Cnidaria, Anthozoa, Scleractinia, Pocilloporidae. The record is from RefSeq and is a predicted model, not a curated record. Gene Ontology annotation, molecular function: zinc ion binding; tumor necrosis factor receptor binding. Gene Ontology annotation, cellular component: plasma membrane signaling receptor complex; cytoplasmic side of plasma membrane.